AGGCGAGCGCGGAGACGUGGGCCGGCGCUAUGAGUGUCCCGGCCUUCAUCGACAUCAGCGAGGAGGACCAGGCUGCCGAGCUGCGAGCGUACCUCAAGUCCAAAGGAGCGGAAAUCUCGGAGGAGAACUUGGAAGGCGGGCUUCAUGUGGACCUAGCUCAGAUCGUUGAGGCCUGUGACGGCUGUCUGAAGGAAGACGAUAAGGAUGUGGAAAGUGUGAUGAACAGUGUGGUCUCCCUGUUACUGAUUCUUGAACCGGACAAGCAGGAGGCCCUGAUCGAAAGCCUGUGUGAGAAGCUGGUCAAAUUCCGGGAAGGCGAGCGUCCGUCUCUGAGACUGCAGCUGCUUAGCAACCUUUUCCAUGGGAUGGAUAAGAACACCCUGGUGAGGUACGUGGUGUACUGCAGCCUCGUUAGAGUGGCGGCGUCCUGCGGGGCCAUCCAGUAUGUGCCUACAGAGCUGGACCAGGUUAGAAAAUGGAUUUCUGACUGGAAUCUCACCACGGAAAAGAAACACACCCUUUUAAGGCUACUUUAUGAGGCACUCGUGGAUUGUAAGAAAAGCGAUGCUGCUUCAAAAGUCAUGGUGGAAUUGCUUGGAAGUUACACGGAGGACAAUGCUUCUCAGGCGCGAGUCGAUGCCCACAGGUGCAUUGUACGAGCAUUGAAAGAUCCAAAUGCCUUUCUUUUUGACCAUCUUCUUACUUUAAAACCAGUCAAGUUUCUGGAAGGCGAGCUUAUUCAUGAU
Messenger RNA from Octodon degus (degu), 746 nucleotides. RefSeq names its product eukaryotic translation initiation factor 3 subunit M. The annotation marks the transcript as partial. The transcript has a single exon. Gene Ontology annotation, cellular component: eukaryotic translation initiation factor 3 complex. Lineage: Eukaryota; Metazoa; Chordata; Mammalia; Rodentia; Octodontidae. Gene Ontology annotation, biological process: cytoplasmic translational initiation. The record is from RefSeq and is a predicted model, not a curated record.